Messenger RNA from Paramecium tetraurelia, 2568 nucleotides. RefSeq lists its product as uncharacterized. The transcript has a single exon. Lineage: Eukaryota; Ciliophora; Oligohymenophorea; Peniculida; Parameciidae. The record is from RefSeq and is a predicted model, not a curated record.
AUGAGAUCCAACAUCAAGUAAACACACUAUGUGCUCGACUUUUCUGAUAUUGAAGAUAUUUCAGAUAAUGAAUCCGAAUCUUCUUCACCUCAACACAAUCAACCUCAUGAUUCACCUCCUAGGACUGACAUUAAAUCAUUACAAUAAGGUUCACUGCUUCAAGCUGUCAAAAAAGAAGCUGUAGAAAUACCUUCUCUUAUAAUUUAACAAGAAGAAGACUAAAUUCAAAGACGAAAGCCAGAAAAUCUUAUCUAAAGAUGGGAAGUGAACUUUGAUGAACUGUCAGAAUAUGAGGAGGCAGAUGAUACUCCAGUAUCUAUUCAAUUAGAGAAAGAACCCAGUCCACAACCUCAACUUGAAGAACCUCAAUACAUAGAGUAAUUUUUUGAAGACUAACAUAUCAUGGAGGAGGUUGAAAUAGAUUAAGAAUAAUUGAUAUUGGAGAGAGUCAAGAAUGUCUAGAAGCCAGCUCUAGUAACGAAAUAAGAAUGUAAAUUAAAAUCUUAAAAAAACCAUUUAGAGAAAGUAAGCAUUCGCAUUGUGACCAACCCAAUCAAUAAAUUACAAAAGGAAUACGUAAAUGAUAGUACUACCACUCAAAAAAGGGAUAUCAAUUAACAUAUUUAAUAGUCCAAACCUAAAUAAAUUGUAAAGUAGAAAUUUUACAAUCCAAAGAACUCUCUUAUAUAUUUAAGGUUGAGGGGUCGAGAAGACUUAUAUAAGAGAAAUGAUAUUGUAGUAGAUGAACCGCCGAAGCCAUAGGAAGUUGAUUAAUUGCUUGAAGGCUUAGAUUGCAUAAAUAAUUUACUUAUAGACUUAUCAAAUCUUAAAGAAAAAAAACAGAAUACUGUUGAAAAAAAACAAAUUACAAUUAAAAUACAAAAACGUAGGGUAGAUGAAAAUAAUGUAAAUUAGAUAGAAAAACAAACUAACAAAAUAGAGAAGAGUAAUGAACAAAUAUAGGAAAAAGAAAAAUAGUUAGAAUAAUAGUUAGAAAUAUAGUCAUAAAAAUAGUAAGAAAAAUAGUUAGAAAUAUAAAAAUUAUAAGUUUAGAAAUAGAGAGAAUCUGCUUAGAAAUAAUAACUUUAAUAAGAAGCAGCAUUGGCUAGAUAAAUUAGACAAGAAAAACUGUAAUAAGAGAAGGAAAUGAAAAAAUAACAAGAAUAAAAGUUGGUUUACAAGAUUCUAACCAAAAAAUUGAUUAAUCAAGGAAUGCCUUUGUAUAGAUGUUUAUUAAGAUAAAAACAGAGGGAAUUUAUUAAAUGGUUGAGAUUUUCAGAAAUUGCAUUAAUAAAUGAAGGGGAAAAAGAGAUCUAUAGAUUUGAAAAAAGAAUGUCAGAUCAAAUGUUUUUAUAGAUCCAUAAAUAGAAUAUGACAUCAGUUACAAUCACCAAAUAAUGUAUGUUUAAUCCCAUAAUUUUACAUUAUGUGUAAGCAUAGGAGAUUCCCUUAGAGAAUCCAUAAGAGAAUAAAUCUUUAGAAAUAGAAAAAUAAAUUAAGCAAGAAGAAUUUGAUAAAAGUGUUAACAAUAACAAAAUUAAUAGUGAGUGCAAGAAGCAAAAAGAAAAGAAAUAACCAAAGUAAAAGAAACAUAAAAAGAAAAAUUCAUCGGAAUGUAUUGAAAUAUUGUAGGAAGACAAAGAGAAAGAUAAAGAAAAAGAGAAUGAAAAAUCAUUGAAAAUUGAAAAGGAUAGGGGAAUAUAAUCUAAUAGUGAAGAUGAAGAUUUUGAUUUGUUGAAUGCCGAUAGAAUCUAAAUCUUAAAAAUAGUUAUUGAUAAACGAAAAUAUAAUAAUAGAUAGCAUCAAUAAUUACAGAAUGUUUAAUAUCCAGAUGAAUCUAAAUAACCUGAUGAUGGUGUGAUGAUUAUAUAAGGAAUGGAUCAAUAAAAUGAGCAGAAGUUUGAACAGGAUUAAUUACCUACUUAAUUUUACUAGAAAUAAUACAAAUAUUUAAAUACUCCAGCUAAUAAAUCAGGAUAGGCGAUUGAGAAUUAGAAUGAAGUUAAGUAGAAAAAAAAUAGAUCUUAUAAAUAUACAGAAUUACCAUUGAGCAGAUUGGAAACAAAUGAUGAAAUAAAGAAGAAGGAAAAAAUUAAUGAUAAAAAAAAGGAGAAAAAGAAGUAGGAUUUUUUAUAGUUGUUGAAUGAGAUUGAAAUUGAAUAAAAGUAACAACAGUUAAAGGAAGAACAAUAAAAGAGAAAGUAUAAAUCCAUAUAGUAGAAUAAGGAUAAAUAACUGCAAAAGAGUUAUGAAAAAAUGGUGGGAUCAAAUAAUUUAGAAUGGUUUUAAUCAGCAGAUGUAAACUCUAAGAUCAAAAAGGAGCAGAAAAUGAAAAAGUCGAAAAAUGCCAAUAGGAUGACUAGAUCAGAAGUGAAAUAAGAUAUUUAAAGUGGAAAUUCCUCGGUUGCAAGAUCGUCUUCCAUUGAGUAAGGAGUCUAUUCCCCUAAGAGAGAGGAAGUAGAAAAGAAGCCAAGAAGGCUGAGGAGGAAUGAAACUGAUAGGGAGGAUUCAGAGGAGAUUGCAUGUCUUGAAAGGAAUAGAGAUAAUCAAAAAAGAUUAAAGAGGUGA